GUGAGCACGACGCCCCUGAUAUUUAUCCUCAGCCCGGGCACCGACCCAGUGGCCGAUGUGAUCCGCUUCGCCGAGCAGCUGGGAAUGUCGAAGAAGUUUGAGCCGAUCUCGUUGGGGCAGGGGCAAGGGCCCAAAGCCCAGCGAAUGAUCGACUCGGCGAGGCAGAGCGGAG
Molecule: messenger RNA, 172 nt
Organism: Symbiodinium necroappetens
Lineage: Eukaryota; Dinophyceae; Suessiales; Symbiodiniaceae
Source: the annotation of a GenBank genome assembly